Molecule: messenger RNA, 11208 nt
Organism: Porites evermanni
Lineage: Eukaryota; Metazoa; Cnidaria; Anthozoa; Scleractinia; Poritidae
Source: the annotation of a GenBank genome assembly
CAAAAGGCUAAAUAAAGUUGCUGGUAUCACAUGGAAUAGUCCUGUAUUUUCAAUAUCUAAAAAAUAAGAAUGCCUUCUCUUUCCAACGAGCAGAGAGCAGCGAUAGCUAUCGGAGUUCCAGUCAUAGCAUUAUUGCUCUAUCUCUGGUACAGGAAACGUCAAAGCUCACACUUUUCGGGGGAAGAUGCAGAUUAUGCGAAAGGAACAGAAAGCGAAAGGGUUGCCUCCUCGAAUCAAAAGACCGUCGAAGUGAAAGUCCCUCGCUCGGCUGUCGGAGUAAUUAUUGGAAAGUCUGGUGCGAAUAUUAAAAAGAUAGAGAAGGAUAGCGGUGCUCGUGUAAUUAUGAAGGAUGAAGAAGAAGGUAACGAGAAAGGAGAGAGGAUUGUACUGAUUCAAGGUGAACGCGAAAAGGCAAAACGUGCGGAAAUAUGGGUGAAAAAAAUUAUAGCGGAACAACCAGUCAUAAGAACUGAAGAAUUUUUCAUACCUCAGCGUGCUUGUGGAAGAAUAAUUGGCAAAGGAGGACAAACAAUACGAAACAUGAGCUCCAUUUCAGGUGGGGACAUUUCCUGUCAUUGUUGCCUUUGACAGUAGUCAAUAACAAAAGUUAAGGUUUCACCUUUUGUGCUAAUAUCUUUUAUCCCUUUUUUUACGUCCCAAGAGCGUUCAAGGUAAAUUUUCUCCUUACGACAUCAAAAUAUAGUCAAGAGAAAGUUUUCAAGUAUUAAUUAAGUGUUAACUAAAGAGAAAAUGUUUCGCACUUGGGCUAUUGCAUUUUAUUUUCCCCCCCCCCCCCCCCCCCCGGUUGAGGAACCAUGGAAUUCGGAAUUAGUCGAAUUAGUUGAUAUACUAUUUAUUGUAUAAGACUCCAAAUAAAAAUCAUGUAUGUAUGUAUCUAUGGAAUUCUGUGGAAGUGGAGCUUUUAGCCUGAAAUUCAUCCGAUUGCUUCGAGUCGUUUUCUCCUCUCUACAAUAUUUGAAUCGACCGGCCGUUAAUGCCAUCCAGUGACGUCACUCACUACCAGAAAACCGGGUAGUGAUUUUGAUUGGUUGAUUGUCUAAACAUUUACAUAAUUAUGUAUAAUUAUGAAAAAUUUUAGUGGGAUUGUCGCUUGAUAUUCAGCGGAUCGCAUCCCUGGCAUUCUUUCGUUUAGUUCAAACAGUUCGAUAAGCUUAAUCUUUAUCUUAAACAGCAAAAUUGCCCUUGUAUUCGAAACUGAAAUGCUAAAUUGAACUGUGAAUGAAGAAUCAUUGCAGAGAGUCGGUAGGUUUUUCAUUUAGAGCCACUUUGUAGUGUGGGCGGCGGGUGACUAUGUUUAUGCGAAGUUUUCUGAGAUCAAUGUUAUAAUUCAACCUUCUGGCUAUUUUUACCAUCAGGUGUAAUGAUUCUGUUAGCUUUUCUCUCUUGUCUCCUUGUUUUUUUUUCUUCGUUAAGGACCAAAUAGCUUCUUUUCAAUUAAAGCAAAUCAUUGUGUUUUUGAACUAAGUGUUCCUUGUGUGUGUUUAUUUCAUUGCGUAAUUGCGACCAAGUUUGAUUAUAGAAUUUAGUACAACCGUUCAGGGUUGUACUGCAUGCAGUUGAUAGUUUGAAAGUUAAACAUGAAUUUUGAUUUUAAAAAAAAAUAAAGCAGUUCUGUAUCAUGCUAACAUUUCCAAACGAUAUUUCUCGGUUUGGCACUUGAAAAUCGUGUUUUACUUUUUGCAUGAAUUAAAGCAAAGGUCAAGGAGUAGUGACGUCACUGGACGGCAUUAAUGGCCGGUCGAUUCAGACAUUACUGAGGGAGUAGUAACGACUCGAAGUAAUCAGAUGAAAUUCAGGCUAGAGCUUUAAUUUCCCCAAAAUUCUUCAGGGGUACACCCAUAUUCUUAAGGGCUAGGACUCAUAAUUAGGCUGACGGGAACGUCAGUUGACGACAGCAAAACAUGCGGAAAGGACUAAACACAACUUCCGGUGCCCAAUUUGCCGUGGCGCCAUUGGUCAAACCAUUUUGUUUAAUUUGCGCUGGCUGUCUUCAACUGACGUUCCCGUUCUGUUGCUAAAUCAGCCUAUGAUUUUAUUGUUUAUUGUUUAUUGUUUUGUUUGCCAAAAAAUUAUACAAAUCAAAUGAAAUCUAAUUACUUAAACUCUCAUGGCGAGGAAGCCCAAGAGAAGCCACCAGGCUUAUAAGGAAUGGGCUCCCUCAGUUAGAUAAAUAGAACAAAAUAUUAUCAUAAUUACACAUGGGAAAAUCAAUGGCAGAGCUACAGUAAAUCUGGAAGUCUUCUGGGCUGAAUGCAAUUUUAUUUAAUCUUCAAGUGUAAGAAGAAAAGUUAGGUCAUCAGCCAGGGAGGAGGGGAAUGGAUAUUAAAUGCAAUAGCCCCUUUUAUCAAAUUUUCUUAACUAAUUCUUAAACAAAAUGUAUGGAGAUCGAAUCUUGAGAAUUUGUCUGUGGAUACUGGGGCUCAAAGGGUUAAGACAGUCACAGAAUUCUUACAUUUCUACUAAAGACAUCAAAAAUAGAAGCCCAGAAAAGGUUGGUAAAGGAGAAGCCAAGUCAGUUUGGUUGCUUAUAACUGGAAAAUUGGCAAUACAUCUUCCAUUACAUGUGUAAAUAGCCCAUUGGUAGGAGGGGGGGGGGCUCCCAUAUGAUGGAGAUAGGGAUACUCAUCAUCUCAGAUGGAGGUAUGAUUAUGGGCUUCUGUCAGGGUGGAAAACCACACUUGUAGAUAGAUCGCUCAAUUACCCUUUCUCUGUUUGACAACUUUAUUAUUAUUAUUAUUAUGAUUUUCUUUCUGGAGACAUUCAGUGUACAUGUAGAAUGUGGAAGAGUUCAAACAUAUUUUACAUUCUUAGGAACUUGUAUUUUUACCAUAGGGGCAAAGAUAAAAAUUGAUAGAGAUGGUGAGAACUUGUCAAGUACUUUACGCAAGUGUCUUAUAACUGGAACGUCAGAUCAAAUUGCAAGUGCUAAGGGCCUUCUCGAUGAAAAGAUAGCUGAAGAUAAGGAAAUUUGGGCUCGUAGGGGAGAUACAGGAAUGCAGGGAAACAGACGUGCACCAAGAACAUUGGAAACUGCUCUGGGUUAGUUCUGUGAUAUAUUUACUACUUUUGUUAUGAUUUUUUAUUUAAUUAUUUUUAUUCAUUCAAGUAUUAUUUUCACUCAAUGUGAACAAAUGCACUAACCCAUCUUAUAAAAUUGUAGGUAAAAUUUAUUUUAUAUGAAAGAUCAUUGCAGUUAUAGACACAACUUUUGCAGUUGCUAAAAGAAAGCCUGAAAAAAAUUCAGGCUUGUAUGGGAUUCGAAACCCUUGACUUCUGCCAUACCGGUGCACACUCUACCAACUGAGCCAACAAGCCAACUGAGAGCAGGUCGUUGAAUUGGUUCGUUAUAAACUCAUGAAAGGAUGAUUAUGAAGUUAUGAAUAUAUGGAAAUCAUAUAUAAGAACUGCGGGGUGAAGGAUAGACACAACUUUUGCAGCUGUGAAAAGAAAGCCUCAUUCAAAAUUUAUUUUGUUAGUGUGUCAUGUAUAUCAACACCCGUAUUAGGCCUGUUCAUCAGCUAUUUUUUUUACACAACACACGUUUACUAAAUUGUUGUCAUUUUCUUAAUUUUAUUAUUCUUUCAGCUCCCUCAACAACAGGCACUGUACAAUUUCCAAAGACAGAAGAUUUUUAUGGGGUUUUUGUGUCAGCUAUCGACAGUCCUGGACAUUUUUGGGUGCAGAUUAUAACAAAAGAUUCUCCUGAUUUGGACAAACUUACAAACGAAUUGACACAACUUUAUUCAUCCUCUGAGGCACAUGCAGUCAUUAAUGCUUUCAAGGUUUGCAUGUUUUAUAAAAUACAACAUUUGUUCUGAUUGGUCAAAAACCUGGUGGUUAUUGUACUGGGCUGAGUUGUUCAAAGCUGGGUUAAGAUAACCCAGGGUUAGUUCGAAAUUUGAAUUCAGAUAUGAAAGCUUAAAAAGCAAAUCCAGUUUAAUUCUUUUUGUCAACAAUUUGAUGAUUGGCUACUCUAAAAAGAAUAGAGAAAAUUUGUCCGAGAAAAUGCUUUUGAUGAAAAGAAAAAGAGACCUGGGUUAAAAUUUAACCCUGGGUUAGCACUCAUCGGUCUUUGAGCAACUGGGCCCUGGUAAGUUCAUCAAAACUAUCUGACAGGUAAAACGACAGACAAGGCCUUGAUAGGUUGGUGCUAUUUUGUACAAUGGCCCAUUUUGAAUUUGCUCAAAUCCUCUUUAUCAAUGCAAUGUACCUGGUGCACUAAGCACCUUUCAUGUGAAAAUUAUUUGCAUGUUAUUGGUUACUUAUUUUGAUAUGAGAGAAAGAAGACUAGAACUUGCUUUGAAAAAGAUGCUGAAGGUACAAAUGUAGUUCAGAAAUAGAGGAUAUUUCAUGGCCGCACGGAGAUACAAAAUUUCUCUUCAAGUGUUGAAAAAUAUUUCAUGAGUGAGCGCAGCAAACGAGUGAAUUAUUUUUUUCAACACAAGAAGAGAAAUUUCGUAUCUUCAAGCAACCAUGUAAUGUUCUUUUUAUUAUAUAAACACAAAUGAAAUGCCAAACCAUUUUACUUAAGUAGUUUUUUGGUCUGAAAGGUGCAGUUUGUUAUGAAGCCAUAGCAGUGGUGAUAUUUUCACAUGUGAAGAUAACAUGUUAUUUUCAAGUGUGAAGAUAUCAAGUUUUCACGCGAAAGCUCACUUGGUAUUUCAUUGGUGUUUAUAUAAUAAAUAGAAAUAGCUUACGAUUUCAAAUAAGCAUCUAGCCCAUAAUUAACUAAAAUCGCAUAAUCCAGAAAAUAUAACAAACAUAAAUUCUAUUUCAAAGCUGUUUUGCUUUGGAAAUGUUGGGAUUCAAUUUUAUCCUUGGUUUAAAUUUUAUUUUCCUUUGUUUCAAACUCAUUAUCAUACAUUACAAUGAGCAAAAACAAAGGGAAAUAAAAUUUAAACCAAGGAUAAAAUUGAACCACACCAGAAACAACAUGGAGAGCCUCAGCCCUCUUUAAGACUGUCACUUUUGGGGUUAGUUCAUCUGGGAAUAACUCAAGGUGUCCAUUUUAGGAAAGUGUCUGUUGAGAUAGAGUCGGCUGUAAAUCUUAUUAUACCUAAUCUACUCUUAGUUUUUGAAGAAAUCACAUAUUUUGGCACUCUGUCCAUUCUACAUAAGUCAAAUAUUGUUUUGGUUUUUUAGGCAAUUUUUUAACCCAUGUGGGAGAUCACAAGAAAUGUUUGACAAAUUUUCCAAAAAUAAUGAAUAAUAUUAAAAUAUAUAUAUAUAGAUACGUAUAUCUACUUUAUACUUAAAGUGGCUUUUGUUAUCCUAGGUUGGAGAUAUUUGCUGUGCUCCAUUUGACUUCGAUACAUCAUGGUACAGAGCACGCAUUGUGGAAAUCAACAAAGAUGGAACAGUAGAGUUGUAUUAUGUGGACUUUGGAGAUUCUGGGCAAAUUUCCAAGGAAAAAUUAAGAGAACUGAGGUAAGGUUUUACGUUUUCAUUGACAAGGAAAGGAAUAUUGGUAUAGACUGAACUCAAAAAUAAUAGACACUCUGAAAAAAUGCUGCUGCAUUUUUUCAGCAAUAGUUUAAUGCUUUUUAAAAGGAGUAACAGACAGGAUGAUGCAAACACUCCCAUCUUUAUUUCCUUUACAGUGGCCAAAUGGUUUAAUCAUUAGAUAUGAGCAUUCCAAGCAGUAACUACAACAUGUUUUGGUUGUCAUGUAAAGAGGAAAAAACAUGGCCAUUAAAAUUGCAGUAAAAUUGCCCUGGUUAUGUGACAAGCCACUGUACUGCUACUAUUUUUGUUUGCAAUUUUCAAAGUGAGAUAAACAUGCAUGAAAUAUUACUUAUGCCUUGGUUUCUCUAUAAUUUACCUCUUACUAUCUGUCUGUCUAGGUAUUAAUCCUUGAGAUGUCUCAUCCACGUCAAAAUUUGAUCAUUUUUUUAUUAUUAUUUUGAUUUUACUUUUCUUGUACAGUGUAAUGUUGACCAACACUUUUGUCUGGCAACAAUUUUUGUAAUUUAAGCUCACCAAAAUUUGAUUUAUAGAAAAAAACUGUAGUUCAACUUGGAGCACUGCAUAUAUUGUCAGUUAGAGAUGUAGUCAAUUUUCAUUGUUGAUAUUAAAUUACAUAUACAUCUGAUGUGAAUGCUAGGAAUACAAAGCAUUGCAUUGCCUUUGUUUAUCUAUCAGGAAGGAACACAGGGGGCUUCCAUUUCAGGCUAUUGAGUGCUAUUUAGCUGGAGUAAAACCUUCAGGUAAUUAAAGAAUCCUUUCUGUUUACAUUAGUUUUGAUUUUAAUAGGGUGUAUUAUUACAUGUCACACACAUGGCAGGCAUCUCACAAGACAAAUCUUGUGCACUGCUGUCAAUCUGUGGUGGUGCUGCAACAUCUGGUGUGGCUGUGGAGUGCAUAAAGGCAGGCAGAUUCUGGCAGGUCAGCACCUACAUGUAACUGGCCUGGCUUGAGAUGGGCAGUAGCUUACGAGUGAACAAUAAUGGCCUCUCCCACCAUCAAAGGCUGUCUGCAGCAUCCUCCUCUAUGCCUAUGGAGGUUGGACUUAUAACCCGUAUCUACAAGCCUCCCAUGUUGUGUCGACACUGAAAAUAAUGACGCUGACCUCUGUAGGACACACACCUGGAUAGUUGAUAUGGAGACCCUGAGUUGUCCAGUCAUCAGAGUCCCCCUCUUGGCUGCACCAAUGGGAUCCAAAGAAGUGUGGAGCAUGCCAUUUGGCACCAGUUCAGCUGCAGGAGAUGCCAAGGGCAUCCAUUGAACCACCAAUCCACCUUAGGGGCUCCACUCUGGAUUUCCGUAGGGUUUACUCCAUAGCCUAUUCCCUUUCCCAUGACAACCUCACAAUGUAGUGAGGGGCCCUUUGAAAUCAGUGUUAGCCAAACUGCAUUCUCAUGUUAAACCAGCACAUUCAACCUACUUCAUUCAGGAUUUCCUUUGUUUCUAAUCCUAAACACUGUUGAUCUUUUUUAGGUGAAGAAUGGAGUGCUCUUAGGUGACUACUUAAACUCGCCGAAUCAGUGACACGAGUCACCCAAAGUAACUACCGUUCUCAUCACUUGAUGACACCACUUUAUGGAACAGACCUUAACUAACUGUGAACUGGACAGACGGUAAGAAAUAAAUGAACAUAAAUAAGAAAAUCCUUCCAUGACCAAGAAUUUACAGCAAAAAGCUGUUACAUAGCAGUCAAACCUUUUGUUAUAUAAGGGGCCCCCGUUCGUCCGAGAAGGGACAAGGUUCCACUUUUUAAUGAAUUGAAACACUCGUCUUGUGAUUGAGUUUUAUCCCGUUUGUUAUCCUUGUUCCUACACUUCUUGAUUCCUUCUGCUCUACGGAUUCGCUAAAUCUGAUUACAUGUAAUUCGUCACUAACGAUUAAGCCUUAUAUUGGACAAUGCCAAUCAUUGCAAUCACUACACACUUUAUUAAGGCCCGCCGACCACUAAAUUCAGACUACAGUUAUCUACUGCAACUGUUAGGACUGACCACUUAACAGAGGGUGAACGCUAAAUACAGCUUCCAUUGUAUUGGAUAUUUAACUAAUAUCCAAAGGUGACGACAUAUAUUCAAGCCAAAACAGGUGCCGUACGAUGACACCUUGUAUUAUGAUUACUUUUUUCGUUAUAGUUUUUGUGUUAGUUAUUACGUAGAUGCAAAUGUAGUAUGGAUAGAAGCAGAGAAAUAAUAUUUCUGGUACUUUAAAAGCUGUACAAAGCUGACUGGUUAAUGAUAUAAAUCAUGGGGUUUCAGGAUGUGAACAUCAACGAAGAAUUGGUGAAAAGGCAGUUUGCAGUCCGCGAUAGGUUGAGUCCAGCAAAUAAACAAGAGCAAGGUACAGUGUACAACGAUGAUUGGAAGUGAAUUGUUAUUACUGCACAGACGCUUGGUCUUAAUGAAUAUGAUCUAGACCUCUUACACUAAACAGUAUCAAAGAAAACAUUUUUUAAAAACUAACUUUUUAAAAUACUUACAGCAGAAAACUAACGGUAUCAUAAAAAUUACGUGUAGUAUUGAAAUGGUUAUUCAUAUAGACCAUAUGAAUGGUCGCAUUGUAGGAUUUCAUUUACUUAAUAGCGCGCGAACAGAGCCCAGUACCAAAACAUAUGGUACACCCGUUAAGCUGGGAAAAGUUGCACUUGUUUCUGCGCAAGUUCCGUAAGCACAGUUACACAGGGUACCAAGGUGGNAUUAUUAUUACUGCACAGACGCUUGUUCUUGAUGAAUAUGAUCUAGACCUCUUACACUUAACAGUAUCAAAGAAAACAUUUUUUAAAAAGCUAACUUUUUAAAAUACUUACAGCAGAAAACUAACGGUAUCAUGAAAAUUACGUGUAGUAUUGAAAUGGUUAUUCAUAUAAACCAUAUGAAUGCUCGCAUUGCAAGAUUUCAUUUACUUAAUAGCGCGCGAACAGAGCCCAGUACCAAAACAUAUGGUACACCCGUUAAGCUGGGAAAAGUUGCACUUGUUUCUGCGCAAGUUCCGUAAGCACAGUUACACAGGGUACCAAGGUGGUAAAGGGACAAUUUAGAACUCCAGAAGCGGUUUCAAAACUCUUAAUCAUACAGUACUUUGCGAAUGUAACUUCAAGGCUGACUCAGGGACUAAAAAGUAAGCUUGCGGUGAUGAAAGUUUAUUUUCAGUAAUUAUAUUCUAAUUUUCGCGAUUUGCUUAAAGUGCAUUGACAUUGUAGGGAGAGAUAAGUGGGACUUACCAUUCACCAAAGUGCCAAAAUGAUAAAGUUCGUAUCAUGAACGUGAAUACGGAAAAAACGAGCAGCAGUUUAUUAUGGUAUUGCUGAAGAGCUUUUGUUUGAAUGGGUCUAAACGGGAUUUUGUGCACUUCAGUUCUCCUCAACUGGCUGAGGGAGUUCAAAAGACCGUGAACAACGACGACUGUGACGAUCGCGGUCUAUAAUUUAGGCGUGAUCAUUGCCAAGUACUUCUAAAUUACAUCCGGUGUGAUUUUUUUGUCUUUAUCUUUCAUUUUACUUUUUUAGUUUCAGAACCCACUGAGGAGGCCAAAGAGGCCAGCAUGACACAACAAGAAACAGCUGAAGUAAUCAAGCAAAACCAAGUUGAACUUCAGGAGAGCGCACCACCGAUCACAAAACGUCAAGACUUCACUGAGGAGACAGAGACCCAAAAAGUGAACAUUGACGAUGUUCUCUUGGAAACGGCCAGUAAAGAUGUAACUGAUGCUCCCUCGUCAGAAGAUGUUGCUGACGGUAAUCCGAAGUUUCAUGUUCCCGUAACUCCCGACAUAGACUCGCCUGUUAAGGCCGCCGUAGUCAAGACCAUUUCUCAAGAUUACAUCCCCAAUCCUGUCAGCUCGGUACCUGAUAUGACUACUCCUGACGAAGGGGACCUUGCUUAUGUGGGUGUUGUCGAACAGCAGGGCUUAAUGUCCGUAAAACACAAGCAAGAAAAGAACGAAGUCGUUUUUCAAAGUGCUCUGAAUGUACAGCCUAAAAUGCCCAGCUUGGAUCUUACGAACACCAGAAAGCAGAGCACAGAAGAGAAGUCGGGGGGAUACCGCAGCAGUCUCAGUAUUUCACCUUCAUCUAGACGAACCAUGGCAGCGUCAUUCACUGGAAGCCGUCACGUGACAGAGAAGACCGAGACCUCUGUAAAGACCGUAACAAGCACUGUUCAGCGUCACGUGGUCUCCUCUAAACAGUCUUACGUCAGCACCGUCACAAUUCCUGAACACAGUAAUAAUAGCAAUGUUGUUGUGUCCGUGAAACCAAACGUUGCAAGACUUAUGGACGAGCCUUUUUUUGAUCAGGAAAAUCACGCGUUUAGAGCUUCCAAUGAAAGUACAACGUUUACCCAACACGCGGUGUCGUCUGAAGUACAUCGAACUGUCACGCAAGCUAAUGGAGGUGACACAAAAACUGAUUUCUCUGCGUUACAUCUUGAAGAGAAGAUAACGUCUCGUCCAUCUGCGAGUGAUGACAAGCAAACUGUGACUUAUAAAAUAAACUUUCACGGUAGACCUGGAAAGGAACCGUACACAGUCAUGAAAUCGUACUCCUCUUCAGAACACGUUCCAAAUACAGGUGACGCUAAUGGAGAAAUGUCGCCUUCAGGCUCUCUUUUGGAAAUCUCCACUAACACUGUGAUAGACGAGGAAGAAGAGUAUGAGCAACAACAGGAACACAUACCUCGUAACACCGAAAAUCAACAACGUGGCAACCAGCCAAUACCUGUUCGCUCAGAAAGCCCGGAACCAGACAGUGACACAGAGUCUUUUAUGAGCGCCAAAGAAGAUGUCACCUCUGAUACUGAUACUGCGGCUUACUUAACGGCAGGAGGCAGUACUGCCUCGCUGUACACAGACGCUGUUUCUCUUGUAGAUAGCUCUGCAGAAGAGGCUAGCACCCCGGUAAAUUCUGACACAGAGGUGGAAGAUGGGAACGAUGAAACUGCGCUGUCUGACACUCCAGAAUCUCCUGAAGAAAAUGAAGACGAUCGCAGUCGUUCAGACACGCUGAAAGGCUUAAGGGAACAAACUAUCAUCCUCGGAAGUGAGGUCACCUCCGAAGGCGAACUCGGUUACCGAGGAGAUUCCGAAGAAGGACUUGCCUCAAGUGACGAUCUACGAACAGCAGGCACUUGAGUGGCCUUGUACUCUGUUGCCGCCAACCUCCUGUGUUGGAAGGUCAUAAAAAGGGAUUAAAUUGCUCGUUUCUCCUUUGCAGGUGUCUACCACAUCAAAGCUUUAUUUGGGAUUAUAAUAAUAGAUAAGAAAAUAAAACAAAAUGGAUUAGAACAUUCUUUGGAAGAAAUUCCACGUUUACAGGUUCACUUACACUGGUCGGAAAGUUCCUGGUAAAAUUGUUCUGGCUUCCCAAGCAAUAUAAUAUUUGCUAACGAUAAUAACGCUCGUCAUCUUACAUUGCACGAAUUCUUUUAGGAGGUAAUCGAAAGGUUGUUAAACAUAUUUCUUUAACCAGUCAGAAGAAACCCAAAAAAGUGUUCUACAAUAAUUUAGCGCUGUUAAGUAUUAUUGGAAACGACUUAUUCACAGUAUGCUUUUUUAUGAGCCAACAUUUGGAUCUCAAAUUUAUCUAAUCCUCCUAAGAGUUCAUUUCAGUAUUUUCUCUUCCUUGGAUUCAUCUUUGGAUUCUUAGUGAUAGAAAACAAGCGAAUCAUCACGCCGACAGUUUUUGUCUCAUUUUACUCAUUUUUACCCUCACUUGAUCAGCCAUUAGAAUUUGUU